Messenger RNA from Sabethes cyaneus, 5899 nucleotides. RefSeq lists its product as uncharacterized. Gene Ontology annotation, cellular component: nucleus. NCBI's taxonomy places the organism in Eukaryota, Metazoa, Arthropoda, Insecta, Diptera, Culicidae. Gene Ontology annotation, molecular function: nucleic acid binding; exonuclease activity; protein binding. The transcript is spliced from 4 exons. The record is from RefSeq and is a predicted model, not a curated record. Bases 1556 to 4258 code for a protein of 900 amino acids.
GGGCAAAUUUGCAGUUCAAUCUUUCUCUCUCUAUCGCGAAAUUAGUUCUGCUUGAUAUCUAAACUAAAUUCAGUAAAAAAGGUUCCUCUAUAUUUCAUUUUUCGUUCGUGUUGUUGGCGGGAUAACUUAUUUCUAAUACUGUAUUAGUAAUUGCGCCUGGAGAAGGUAGUGACAGUAGAGUAAAAGAAUUGCUAACUAUAUUUUUAAUGUGGUUGCUAUAAGUUUCCCUGUUUUAUGCGGGUCUAUCGCAUAACAGUGCACCGGGAGAAAAAAAAGCUGGAAUAAAUGUCGAAAAACUGUUCAUACUGCGAGAAAACAAAUGUGCAGUUAAAUAUAGAUUUUCCCUUCGUGGGUUACUCAGCGGUGAAUGUGCAAAAGGUGGAAAAAAUCAAUCGAUCUUUAUUUCAUCAAUGUGACGUAUUAGAGUUUACUGAAAUUUAAUUAAACCUGGGUUAUAAUGAAUCCCAAGAGAAUACAACUGCAGAUCGUUCUAAAACGGAUAGCAUAACAUUUUUAUAGAUUAACCCAGAAGCUCAUUAGUUGUGGGAGGACAAACGUCUUGCAUUUGUGCGGUGCAUACGGAAAUAGAAAGUUCUGUUAUAGUACUAACACACCUAAAUUCCAAUAUGCUGUAAGAAAAUCGUAGAAAAUUCAUCGAAUGUUACAAUGGCUCAGAUUAGAAAAUGUCCUAUUGACGAUCAAAAAAUAUUUUCAAACCUAUGUUUCAACAUCAAAAUUGAAAAAGGCUGCAUGCACAAUUAACUUUGAAUUUUUCGCAAGCGGGCACGAAAAACGGUAUCGCAUGCGUUAACGCGCAAACUCGUGGCACGAAACCUAUUAAUGAAAAACACGCCACUAACAACAAAUUUGUUGAAUGAAUAUUUCACGGAGAUCAGAACCUGGUUCAACUAACGUUCUUCAUCUGUUGCACAUGCUUCCUAUUCUACUCGCUAAACAAUUCUACAGUCGCAGCAGUGUAGUUGUAAGAGACCGCGAAACACGAAGAAGAGACCAACUUAUAUUGGUAUCCCCGAUACAAACAGAGAAACGAAAAAACUGCUUACAAAGAAGUAUCGUAUAUAUCGAGAUUGUCUACAAGAGCCUACAUCUUGAACUCGGAGAGUUAGAAUAUCUGCAGUCAUCGAAGCAGCUUUGAGGAACACAGAACAGAGAAGAGUGCUGCACCACGUGCCCGAGACAAUAAAGUGAAACUACCUUUAUGUGGGUUUUUUUUGUGCGGGAAAGUAGCUGUCAAACGCCAUGUUUGUGGCAUGCACCUCAAGGGUUACUUAAAACUAGGAAGAAAGCGGAAUUUGGCACCAGUUUCUGUCGUGUAAUAUUGCCAGCAGUUGGUUCCGGUUUGUCUUGCGCCAGCCAAUGAUGUUAAUUGAGUAGGGCUUGAGCAAUCCAAAUGAGCCGCAGUCGUGCAGAUUUAGUGUGUUUAACUGGUUAUAAGUGAAAGUGAAAUGCCUGUUGAGUGGCGGUGAAGUCGUUUUGUUUUUAAGUAUUAAAGUGGCAGAAUUUUGUUAAAGAAGAAAACGACAACAAAGAAAUUAUGUUUCUGGAAAUGAUGUCAGUAGUCGCAGCCGCGGUAAUGCUGCUCGGUUACGUUAUAUUCGUUCGGAAAAGAAUGCAGAAAAAGAGUGACGCAUUCAACCGAAACGAAAAGAAUGACGACCGAAAGCAGCAUAAACUUGGCUCACAAAUGGCGGAAGGUGAUUCGAUCGCAGCAGCUGCUUCCGGUUCUACAACGAACAAGACCGGUAGGAAAGCUGCAGCUUCAUCGACCACUGCAGCGACUACGAAUUUCAAGAAGCAGCGAACAACUGAAGCCAAUUACCAGCACCCUUGGCUAUACACGACCCUUAAGGGGCACACCCGGCAGGUGCUUGAUGUGGACUUCAGUAGAAACGGGAAAUAUCUGGCGACAUGUGCGGAAGAUUCGCCUUCAGCACAGUCGAGCGGCAACGAUCAUUUAAUUAAUAGUAGUAUUAAUAAAAAUGAUGAACAAAAUGCUAGCACACGUUCGCUAUCGCCAGCGUUGUCAUCAUCAUCGUCGUCGUCUUCAACCUUCAACGGUGUUAGCGAUGGUAAAAUGACCAACGUUGUUACUAGCAGUUGUUCAGGUAGUGGCGAUGGCGACAAUAGUAGUACCACCAGUGGCAGCACCGGCUGCAGCAGUAGUGGUAGUACCCAUGGCGAAGACUCCCCGAAUGUCCACGGUACUAACAAAAAACAACGAAAAUAUACGAAGAAGAAACAGUACAAGAAAUAUGCUAGUAAUGGUAAUUGCAACAGUGACAACGGCAAAAAUCAAAAUUCAUCGUCUAAUUUGCGCCAAACAUCGUCGUCGUCGUCAAUAGCCAGUGACGACGCUGUCAAUGCGUUGCAAGAUGAUCAUAUCACACCAACGAAAUACUACUACAAGUCACCUCCACCAGUAAACGGUUCAUCACAUACAUUAUCCAAUUCUAUUACGAAAGCUUACUUAACCACCAGAAGCCAGCUAGCCAGCAACAACCGGCGCAACACGAUUAGUUCGGCUAACGCAUUGUGGCCAUCAUUACCAACACCGCCGUCGGUUGCGGCAACGGUAACAUCUUCAUUAGCCUCUUCUAUCAAGAACGAUAGUAAACACGCAAGUUACCAAGGUCGCCUGGAUUUCAGCAAUACGGCAGUAGCAAAAGCGGGCCACCGUUUAGACAAAAAACACCACAAAGGAAACACAAAAAGCGGGUACUUGAGUUCAUCCGUGGCUGCCGGUGGCCAAGCAACAACCACAAAUACUUCACCGUUACGUCAGUAUGUGAAGUUGAAUUUGAAUGAGAACGAGCUCGUCAAGUAUCUUCGCAAGUACGUACUCGAUAAGGAUGUGAUGAAACAACUUGGUUUCCCUAUGGAAUACGGGUUGGACUCAAACAAAGCGAUUAUCUACAAAUUUCCGCACGAUUUUUUCCGCCCCUCACAGCUCUAUCCUGCAUCGUCUACUGUAGCAACAGACACUAAUAAAAAAGACCUGACUGAUGUUGCCAAUGAGGACAAAACUGAUGACAACGACAGUGGUCAAGGAAGCGGCACAUCUUCUCCAACGAAUGUAGAUAGCAAAGGUACGCUGCUCAUGUAUCAACUAUCGAACAACUCAACAUCUUUGGAAUCGCCUUUAAGUCCAGAUGUACAACUUCAACCGAGUGAGGAACGGGAAUGCUGUCGUUGCGGAAAGGGAUUUUUCAUCACUCGUGAUGGAGAAUACUUGACACAAGAACAUUGCAUUUAUCACUGGGGACGACUAACACGAGUUUUCAAUGGAGUUGAGUUCAAAAAGAUUUACUCCUGUUGCGCCGGUGAGGUUGACGUAAAAGGUUGCACUGUUAACAAGCUGCAUGUAUGGACGGGCCUAUUAUCCGGUUUCAACGGGCCUUUCGAUGGAUUCGUUAAAACACAACCGUCACCACGUAAACUGAAAAAGUUUGAGAAACUGUUACUCAACAAAUUCUAUUACCAAAAUAUGAAUGGAGAUUGUACUGACAUAAUGCACGAGGACCUACUGCUAGAUGAUGAUGAAAGUGACGGAGUGUAUGCGCUAGAUUGUGAGAUGUCUUACACUGGACGAGGUCUCGAACUUACCAAGGUUACAGUAGUAUCAGCUGACGGCAGUUUGGUUUAUGAGAAGCUGGUCAAGCCAGACAUUGAAAUUGUAGACUACAAUACUCGCUACUCGGGGGUCACUGAGGCAGAUUUCGCAAACUCUUGUAACUACGUAACAAUGAGACAGGUACAAAAAGAACUGCUACAAUUCAUCUACGAUGAUACGAUCCUUAUUGGGCACGCGAUUGAGAAUGAUCUGAAAGUAUUAAAAAUCAUACACAAAACUGUGAUUGACACAUCCAUCACGUUUCCGCAUAUGAACGGUUUUCCGUUUCGGCAGUCGCUCAAGUCACUCACCAAAAACAUUUUGAAACGAGACAUUCAAAUUCAAAUGUCUGUAACGAGUGGCUCUGUGCACUCGACAUCACAGCAUCACUUCAAAGCUGAGCUGGUAUGCAAUAACAGCAACAGCAGCGUCAUUAAUAGUAAUAAUAGUAACAAUAGUUGUGACAGUCACAACGGUAGUAGUAACAAUAAUAGUAAUUCUUAUGGCCACUGUUCUCUGGAGGACAGUCGGGCUAGCUUAGAACUUAUGCUUUGGCGUGUACGCAAGGACAAAGUAGCGAACGAUCAUUUAUGGAAUAACAGUAACUGUUAUCGAAUGCAGAAUUGAAGGAUAUAUUGCUGUGAUUAUUUUAUUUAAUAUUUUUUAUCUUUACCUAUGAUUAUACAUCAUAGCCACAGAGAUGUAAGUUACUUAAAAGUGUUGAAUAAACAAUGCUGAAUUAAAUUUGCUUUUUUUCUCGCGUUUCUUCAACUGGGAUUCAGUCUAUUUAAGUCAUCUAUGGUUGCCUUUGUACAUUUGUGUAUUUGGUAACAUUUUACAGUAUUUCAAACUUAGAACAUAUUGCAUAUAUUCUACCCUAUGCAAUUAAAACGAUUUAAAAAAAUAGUUUUCACAGUGAUUGCUUUGGCGUUCUAGAAAAGAAAGCAAACGAAAAAUUAAAUGCAUAAACUAAUGUAUCGAUAAAUUUUGAGCUGGCAUACUGUAAAAGCUAAAUAAAUUAUACCUAAAACAUGAAACGAAUUCCGUCCUUUCUGGCUAACACGACAUAAAUCCCAACCACUAAAUCGUUGCCAAAUUUUACGUUAGUUUUAUUCACACCACUUUCAGUCAAGGUCAUCAUUUGGUUCCUAGCAGUAAAUAUUUAUGGUUCAAACCGCAAUAAUUCAAAUGAACAAGCCGUCGUUUGUUUUGUUUUCAUACAGACGACAAUCAAACACACUCACAUAUGCACAAUAAGUAGUGUGUCUUGAGUUCAAACAAACGUGAAAGACUGUAUUUUUUAUAGUAGUGAUUUUUUUUUAUUGUAAUACCAUUUCACAAAUAAAAUCAUAAACCAAACUCAACAACUACAUUGGCGAAAUCUGUUGGAUGCCCACAAUUGUCUAAAUUUUAUUUAUAAAAAUUGUAAAAAUCUUUCAUAAAGGCGGAAAGCUGGUCUGUCUCUCGGUCAGGAUUUUCUCUACAGUUUGAAAAAUGUAGCUAUCGAUAGCAAUAUUUUUUUGUUUUCGCUUACGGAACAAACUGCGUUAUACCUAAUGUAUUCAUUGUUGAGACUCGCACGAGUUUAAUGCAAGGUUCUGUUUAACGUUAGCCAAUGCUUGUGCAAAACUAAGUAAAUUUUCAAAACUAAUGAAUUUGCUGUUAGUUUGCAUUUGUUUGAUGGCUUUGCUCUUCAAAUUGUAUUUUAAGUAUAUAUGAUAGCAAAGUUAAUCGUGUGGUGACGAUGGCAUACAAAAAAUACUUAAAUGCAGAAUGACUGGUUCAACAGACUUUGCUCUGUCGCCAGUUGAUGUAUUAAUCAGAGUUACUGUGAGUGUAUAGACUCUCGUGCGGACGUUUGUAUAGCAGAGAUGUAGUCAUCAUUACAAGCUGUAUUUAAGAUUUUUGAGAAAAAGAAAACGGAAAAAUCAUUACUCUGUGACAUCGUGGGUGAAUUGUGUUUUUGUACAAAUAAUUAUGAACUAAUCACACAAAUUUUUGAAUAGAAGAACAGUUUGCGGAAGAUUAGGUAAAACAACGCUGAACAUAGUAUAGAUCUAACAAUUAUAAAUUGAUGAAUCUUUGCCACAGCAGUAAAAUAUUGUUAUUUGUAUAGUAUGAAUGGACGAAACAGACUGUGAGUGAAAAUACCGGGGCUUUGUUAUAAUUGACCUCCAACAGGCCUACCGUAGUUGUACCGCGGUAAGUGUUACAAGUGUGCUUGCGUAGUAAUUUUAACGCUGAAUGUAUUUUGGCUGAAAUCAAAGA